Danio rerio (zebrafish) is the source of this 2390-nucleotide messenger RNA. NCBI's taxonomy places the organism in Eukaryota, Metazoa, Chordata, Actinopteri, Cypriniformes, Danionidae. The record is from RefSeq and is a predicted model, not a curated record.
UCCAGUUCAUCUGCGCCGCGGAUCUUUCACAGCGAACCGACCGACCGCUGAGGAGUGAAAGAGGGACGCGAGCUAACCGAACAACAUUGAUCGAUUUUGCUUUAUCGACUCAUUCAAGAAGCGACAGUUGUGUGUGGCAAAGUGUGAUGAUGGGAGUUAGGAGUGUGUGCUGUUUUUUACUCAUCUCUCUGCUAAAGUCUUCCUCUGCUCACAGCGACUUCUUCACUUCCAUUGGUCAUAUGACAGAUCUGUUGUUCACAGAAAAAGACCUGGUGACAUCAUUGAAAGACUACAUUAAAGCAGAGGAGAGCAAACUAGAGCAAGUUAAACAGUGGGCAGAGAAGCUUGAUGCUUUAACAGCCACAGCCGUCCAGGACCCAGAGGGCUUUUUGGGUCAUCCUGUCAAUGCCUUUAAACUCAUGAAGAGACUAAACACAGAAUGGGGUGAAGUGGAAGAUCUAGUGCUCAAGGACAUGUCUGAUGGCUUUAUCUCAAACCUGACCAUUCAGCGCCAGUACUUCCCCAAUGAUGAAGACCAGAACGGUGCAGCGAAAGCCCUCCUCCGACUGCAGGACACAUAUAAACUGGACACACAGACCAUCUCUUCUGGAGACCUGCCUGGUGUUAAUACAGGUCUGCCAUAUAAAAGCACCCUGACGGUAGAGGACUGUUUUGAACUAGGAAAAAUUGCCUACUCUGACGCAGACUACUAUCACACGGAGCUGUGGAUGGCCCAGGCGCUCAAGCAGCUGGAUGAAGGAGAAGAAUCCAGCGUUGAGAUUGCCACCGCUCUGGAUUACCUCAGUUACUCUGUCUACCAACAGGGGGAGCUGGAGAGAGCUCUGGAAUAUACUAAGAGACUGCUUACUGUGGAGCCGGAGCACCAGCGAGCUCUUGGGAACCUCAAAUAUUUUGACUACCAGCUGGCCAAACAGAAGAAGGCAGAGAAGGAGCAGAGCACCAAGGAAGAGAGCAAGAAGGAGCAAGAAACGUCAGAUGGGAAGAAGGAAUAUCUCCCGGAGAAGAGGAAAUAUGAGAAGCUGUGUAGAGGAGAAGGACUCAAAAUGACUCCUCGGAGACAGAAGCAUUUGUUCUGCCGUUACUUCAAUGGUAACAGACAUCCAUUUUACACAAUUGGGCCAGUGAAACAAGAAGACGAAUGGGACCGUCCCCGAAUCAUCCGUUAUCAUGAGAUAAUAACAGAACAAGAAAUAGAGAAAAUCAAGGAGCUCUCCAAACCAAGGCUCAGGCGCGCCACCGUUCAUGACCCUCAAACUGGCAAACUCACCACCGCCCAGUACAGAGUCUCCAAGAGUGCGUGGUUGGCGGCCUAUGAGCAUCCGGUUGUGGAUCGCAUCAAUCAGCGCAUUGAAGACAUCACAGGCCUCAAUGUCAAAACCGCAGAAGAGUUACAGGUGGCGAAUUAUGGUGUUGGAGGACAAUAUGAGCCCCAUUUUGACUUUGGACGGAAAGAUGAACCAGAUGCCUUUAAAGAGCUGGGCACAGGGAAUCGCAUAGCAACCUGGCUCUUCUACAUGAGUGAUGUAGCAGCAGGGGGAGCCACUGUCUUUCCAGAAGUAGGAGCUGCAGUAAAGCCACUGAAGGGCACCGCAGUGUUCUGGUAUAAUCUGUUUCCCAGUGGAGAAGGAGAUUACAGCACGAGACACGCAGCCUGUCCAGUACUGGUGGGAAACAAGUGGGUGUCAAAUAAAUGGAUCCACGAGCGAGGUCAGGAAUUCAGGAGACCCUGCGGCCUGAAAGAGACCGACUGACCAACGCUGUCCACCAUUUUUCUCAUUCACUCCUUCAGACUCUGAAAACACUCCUGCUCUUCAUUUCCUCUGUCCACAGCAGCAACACUAAUUUUCAGUGAAGAGUGUGUAUGUGUGUGCGUUUUGUGACAUCAGGACACAAAAUUGCAUAAUGACAUGAGUAUGACACAGGUAUUAUACAGAGGAAGUGACUUAUGAGACCAUGUACCCGUUUUUCAAAAGGCUCAUAAAUCAUACAGAAAGAACCAGAAUUAUUUUUGUGGAAGUAAAACGUGCACGCUGUUUCCUGUGAGAGAGACUUGGGCUGGGGUAGGGUGAUAGAUAUAGGUUGAAGAGUAUAAAAACAGUGGAAAGCUAUGAAAUGUCCCCACAAUUCACAAAAGCAAGCAAGUUUGUGUGUACUUGUAUAUAUGGUUUACGAGCAGGGUGGAAAUUACAGGAGUGUUUGGGGGGGAUUAACCCCUCCAGUUAACACGUGUAGAAUGUCAAAACAAGAUGUAUGGGGGUUCAGCCCUUUUAUAAUCUGAUCGGUAUCUUAAAUAAUUUUAAUAAUUAAAAUUAUAUAUAUAUUUAUACAACAGUUCUGUCUGGUUCUCAAAUAUGAUUGGCUGAUAUUCU